Molecule: messenger RNA, 996 nt
Organism: Zasmidium cellare ATCC 36951
Lineage: Eukaryota; Fungi; Ascomycota; Dothideomycetes; Mycosphaerellales; Mycosphaerellaceae
Exons: 2
Coding region: 1-996 (331 amino acids)
Molecular function (GO): oxidoreductase activity, acting on NAD(P)H
Source: RefSeq, a predicted model, not a curated record
AUGGGUCAAAAAGCUGUCUUGCUGAAACAGAAGGCAAUCUCUCUCCUCCUGGUUAAGGUGGCUGUAGCGGGCUUGAAUGGCCAUGAUCAGAUGGUGUGCGACAUGGGGAUCUUCUUGGGCAAGAUCGGUCUCCCAGCGGUUCUGGCCAAUGAUGUUGUCGGGAAGGUAGUCACUGUCGGAAGCCAUGUGACUACAUUCCACAAAGGAGAUCGAGUUGUUUCCCAAGCCGAUUUUGGCUCUGGAACUCCGCAGAAUGGCCUCCAGGAGUAUGCAGUGUUAAACGAGCAAUUCACCGCCAGAAUUCCUGACAGUGUCACCGACGGCGACGCAGCAACGCUGCCAACAAACAUCAUUGCGUCGCUGGUCGCAUUGUUUCACGACCUCCCAAUCCCUGCUCCGUGGACGCAAGACGCCGAGGACUUCGAUUACGCGGCGACAACAUUGCUCAUCAUCGGGGGCGGCAGUGUCGCUGGUCGUUACGCAGUUCAACUGGCAAAGCUGGCUGGGAUCGGUUGGAUCGUCGUCGUCGGUGGGAAGGACGAUAAACUCAAGGAGUAUGGGGCGACUCAUGUCAUUGACCGCCAUGGCAGCCAAGACGUGGUACUGGACCGCAUUCGUCAGGUUGUUGGAGACGAUCUCAUCUAUGCAUAUGACGUUGUCAACAUGCCUGACGGCCAGCUGUUGGCUCUCAAUGCCUUGUCCAGCCAUACGAAGGGCUUUUUCACGAGGCUACUUCCAAUGCCUAUCGACGAAUCCAAGGUACUUGGAAAAAAAGCUGGCUUCGAGGUGAAAAGUGUCCUGGGUAUCUCCAGCGAGCGGCCGGAGCUGUGUCGCAAGUUCUGGAAGAGAUUACCAGAGUAUCUUGAGGAAGGAAAAAUUGUUCUUAUCCCAGAGGGUUAUCCCGUGAUAUCUGGUUUGGAUGCCGCGAAGAUCAAUGGAGUUUUGGACGGCUUUCAGAGACAGGAGACAUUGAAACACGCCCACGUACACUUGUAG